This is a messenger RNA of Phragmites australis (common reed), 2270 nucleotides long. Its product is annotated as replication protein A 70 kDa DNA-binding subunit B-like. Gene Ontology annotation, molecular function: DNA binding. Gene Ontology annotation, cellular component: nucleus. Gene Ontology annotation, biological process: DNA repair; DNA replication; DNA recombination. The transcript has 16 exons. Bases 226 to 1830 code for a protein of 534 amino acids. Lineage: Eukaryota; Viridiplantae; Streptophyta; Magnoliopsida; Poales; Poaceae. The record is from RefSeq and is a predicted model, not a curated record.
CUGCUCCCCUUCACUUAUUUCCCUUUCUUCCUCAGUUUAAACAUACCCGUAUUGUGGCUUGAUUCUCAAUCGAAAGACCCUGGCCCUGUCUUAGAUCCUGGCCUGUAUUGUCGCUUGACGAGCCUCUGCCGCUGUCUUCGCCGGUCAGAACAGGUCCUGGCCUGCAUUGUCGCUCGAGCAGCCUGUGGCAGUGCCUUCGUCAGUCGGAACAGGUUUCUAUUUUAUAUGUGCACAAUGCAAUAUUCACUUCUCAAAGAAGUAACAGCCGAUUCACAUCAAUGGCAAGUCAGAACAAGGGUAGUUCGAUUCUCUGAAUAUGUCGACAAACCUGAACCGACUAAAAUUCUAAGACUUGAUCUGGUACUUCUUGAUGAACAGGGAACUGCCAUGGAAGGUCAGAUCCCACAAAAUUGGGUUCAACAAUUUAAACCUCUCCUAAAAGAAAACUGUGUUUACUACAUCCAAUAUUUCCAAGUACGACCUGCCCGUACAAUGUAUCACCCCGUUGAUCAUGAAUACAUGAUGCGAUUCACAAAGUAUACAAGGGUGACUCAAGUAAAUCCUGUCCCACCCACAUUUCCAAUGUAUGCAUGUAAAAUAGCAUCGUUCAAUGAACUUCGUGAAAGAAUAGGUGUGCAGGAAUUUUCAUCAGAUGCUAUUGGAAUUUUUGAAGGCUGCACACAUGUGAUGCAACAAAACACAAAGAACGGUGUUAAAGCACUACGCAACAUUCACAUAUCAGAUGGGAGAGAAACUGUACGUGUUGCAUUAUGGAACAACCAUGCCUAUGACUUCAAUGAUGAGCAAUAUAUGGAAAUGGCUAAAACCAAAUCAUUGGUUUUCCUAUUUGUUGCUGUAACAUGUACAUGGCAUGAAGCAAAAUUAUCACUUCAAGGAUCUACAAUUUGCAAAUGGUAUUUAAAUCCUGAACUGCCGGAAGCCGUUGCCCUUCAUGACAGCUACGGAAGCACACUUCAACAACCAAUCUGGCAUGGUCCUGCACCAUCGCAGAUUGGACCAAUUGAGACUACUGUUACAGAAUUAUCAACAUUAAUAAACCCACAUACUAUCUAUGGCAACAGAUACAUUGUGACUGUUAAACUGAAAAAUCUGGUGCCCAAUCAAUCCUGGUGGUAUUUUGCUUGCCAAAAAUGUAAGAAAACAAUCCAGGCUCAUGGUAACAAAUACAAAUGCACUGGCAUAAAGUGUCCUAGCACAGAUGGAGAACCCAGAUAUCGCAUCGCUGUUACUGCCAUUGAACCAGACACAGCAACUACACAGCCCAAUCCAUCAUCUAUUGAAUUAGUCUUCUUUGGUCCCGUAGGUCAAGAAAUAGUAGGAAUGCCGGCGAAUGAUCUAAUUGUAUUGAGUGGAGGUGUACAAGGUGUUGUUCCACCACAGAUAGAGGUGCUCUUUGGAAAAGAAUUCAAAUUGCGGAUUAGUCUUUCUCCUGCAGCCCUUCAAAGGCCAAACCCAUCUUAUCAGGUUGACAGCAUUGUCAAUCUUGGCAAAUUUGCAACUAUUCAGCCUGCAACAAUCCUCCCAUCAGCACUGAUGAAACAGCUGGAUGCUCCGUCAAUAUUAACUCAUACUCAAGCACAGGGUGCAGAAUCAUCUUCCCAACGGGCAAUCGAAAUAACAGCUCCUAAAGGAACAUCGUCGACAUCAACUCCACCUCCAAUGCAGACACCGCCUAGCCCACAGAAAAGUCACAAACGAACUCGCUCUCCUGAGGACGAUCAUCAAGGAAAACCCGAUGGCUCAAGCAGACCGAACAAACGCUCUACAGCAAGGAAACUGAUCCUCGAUGACUUACCAAAGGAAACCUAGGUGGCAAAACUUAGAGAUCAAAAUGUCAUUUUGCAACUGUCAGUAUUUCCUCCUAUAAAAUGUAGGCAAUCCACCUACAAACACUCUCCGCUCAAUCGUCGCAACGCAUGACACUACACCAAGUCAUUCCCAUCUGUUAAUAAACCACAUCUUUUGCAAACGUUUCACUCUUGCCUACAAGACUCAACUAUGUAUAUCACAGCAUUCCAAUGGUAUCUAUGUCAGAACAUCGUAGUACUAUAUGCACCACAACAUGGCACCAAGAAACACCGUAUUGUUGAUAUGUUACAUUCUGGAACACCAGUGUUAAACAAACCGUUGUCUUUUCACUGCUUAUGCUAGAACAUCAGACUUUGGUAUAUUUAACCUAUGAAGCCUGCCUUCAGAACUUAUGCUAGAAUAUCAGACUUAUUAGGAUUACGUGAUGAAUCAAUGUACUA